Messenger RNA from Corythoichthys intestinalis (scribbled pipefish), 15005 nucleotides. RefSeq names its product microtubule-associated protein 1Ab (gene map1ab). The record is from RefSeq and is a predicted model, not a curated record. Gene Ontology annotation, cellular component: synapse; dendrite; microtubule. Gene Ontology annotation, biological process: microtubule cytoskeleton organization; dendrite development; regulation of microtubule depolymerization. NCBI's taxonomy places the organism in Eukaryota, Metazoa, Chordata, Actinopteri, Syngnathiformes, Syngnathidae. The coding region runs from base 620 to 11176 and encodes 3518 amino acids. The transcript has 8 exons. Gene Ontology annotation, molecular function: microtubule binding; actin binding.
ACCACACUGCAAGAAUGCACUUUCUCAAGACCAAAACUCCACAAAACUUUUGAAAGUCGAGACUGAGACUGGACCAAAUCUAUUAAAAAAAUAAUAAGAAGAAUAAAAAUAAACGUGAAAUUUACGUGAUUAAGGUUGCAGUCUUUUUCAGGAGUGCUUGAAUGUUAGAAUUAAAAAUUGGGGGUGGAAAAAAAAAAAUUCUCUUAUUUGUGUCUUUGUCCAGCAGAUGGCAGCAUUUGUUAAUAUGUAUUUGCCACACUCUGCACUGAAAGAACUUUGACGUCAAAAUCAAAUCAAUAUAUUUUAAAUGACUCAUCAGAUUUGUAAGUUUCAGGGUUCAUUUUGCUGACGCACAAAAAAAAAUGUUAAAUUUAACUAACAUUUAAUGAUCACGUUUCAGUGCCAUUGAUGGCGAUAGACGUCUAAUCCAUUUGGACAGGCAAGGGCAUCCCUCCCUUGCUAGUUUGAUUGGACGUCUACCGCCGUCAAUGGCGCCUAAUGAGUUAAUUCUGCCCUCUCUCACCCCCUCCCUCCUUCCCUCUCUCCCACUUGGCUUACUCAGCAUCCCGCACUCCAGCACUCCUCCACCACGCUGGCCGCCCGCACACAGCCGGUUGUCAUGGCGAUGAUGGAGUCAUCCCCGAGGCGUGUUGCCAUGGAGAUGCCGGUGCGGGGUGCUCUCCCGGCGGUGGAGGAGGACGCGCGACCGGCCGCCUUCGAGGAGCUCCUACGGUACCGCGGAGGAGGAAAGCGGCGACGCGGGCCGCCCUUCAACCGGGCCGGCCACUACGUGUUGGUGGUGAUCGGUGACAUCGGCACCGAGCAGCAACUGGACGCCGCUAGAGCGCACAUCGAAGCCGGAAUUCGAUCUUGGGAUGUGGACUUCAACUGCCUCGACCUUGAGCAGCAGCUUCAGUUGUUCAUAACACGCCACUCUGCCCAUUUCUCCUCAGAAGUCAAAGGUCAAAGGACUCUCCACCAUAGAAGUGAUGUCCUAGAGACGGUGGUGCUUGUCAACCCUUCGAAAGAAACCGUUGUAGCAGAGAUCCAAUCGCUCAUCACAGACUCGGCAGGGCACAAGCUUCUAGUUUUGAGUGGUCCAAGCUCGGAUCACGGUGGCCUCCUUCUUCAAACAGGGGUUUUCACCUACGAGACCUUUGCUAGUAUAUUUGCUGAUCCUGGGGUCAUUGAACAACUGGGCCCAUCCAUCCCCAAGCAGCAGGCUACACUUACCGUGUCCUGCCGCGGGGAGGUGGGCUGGAACUCCCUGGGACAGCAAAAGACCCUGCGGGAGUUCCUACACUACAAACUAAACCCUGAACCUGUAGUCCUCAAAAUGGAGGGGGUUACAGAGUUUACAGAGUACAUCUGCGCAACAGUUGACGUCCCUUCACCCUUUGACCUCCUGGAGCCGCCGACAUCCGGAGGUUUUUUAAAACUGUCCAAGCCGUGUUGCUACAUUUUCCCUGGCGGACGUGGAGACUCCGCUCUCUUCGCUGUGAAUGGGUUCAACAUCUUAGUAGACGGCGGUUCCGAACGCAAGUCCUGCUUCUGGAAGCUAGUCCGUCACCUGGACCGUAUCGACUCUAUUCUGCUCACUCACAUUGGUGCCGACAAUCUCCCAGGUAUCAACGGAAUCCUACAGAGGAAGAUAGCGGAACUGGAGGAGGAGGGAUCUCAAGGCUCCACCAAUGGUAGUAAUUGGCUGAAGAACUUGAUUUCCCCAGAACUUGGAGUGGUGUUUUUCAACGUGCCGGAGAAGUUACGCAUGCCAGAAUCUAAUCUUAAAGUCAAACGCAGCAUCGAAGAAGCCUCGCUGACUUUGCAGUACCUUAACAAACUUGGAAUUAAGCCGGAGCCUCUUUAUCGAGUGGUCAGCAACACGAUCGAGCCCAUUACCCUGUUCCACAAAAUGGGAGUGGGUCGUUUAGAUAUGUAUGUCCUCAACCCCGUCAAGGAAAGCAAAGAGAUGCAAUUUCUCAUGCAAAAGUGGGCUGGCAACAGCAAAGCCAAAACUGGUAUUAUUUUGCCAAACGGGAAAGAAGGAGAAAUAUCUGUUCCCUACCUGACUUCAGUGACUGCCUUAGUCGUCUGGCUUCCCGCAAACCCGACAGAAAAGAUUGUCAGAGUUCUCUUCCCUGGAAACGCACCUCAAAAUAAGAUCCUAGAAGGCCUGGAAAAGUUAAAGCACCUUGACUACUUGCGCUAUCCCGUAGCAACACAAAAAGAUAUUGCUUCAGGAGCUCCCCCCUCUGUGGUAAAGCAGACAAAGUUAAAACAAAGGACGGAGAGCAAAGAGAGCCUUAAAUCUUCCCCCAAGACGACCGCAAAGGUCACCAAGGAGAAAACAGAAGGACAAGAAGAUGCUUUAGCUGUCGCAGAAACAAAAGUUGACACAGUAAAGGAAAACAUUCCUGUGAAAAAAGAACCCAAAAAGACCAUUAAAACCAUCAAAUCGAAAAUGGAUAUGCCAGAAAAGAAGAAACUUCUGAAAGAAAAAACUUUGAAAAAGCACUCCAAGGAAAGGGUAUCAAAAAUGGAUGAGAAAAAGGACAAGGAGAAAAAAGAGAUCAAGAGGAUCAAGAAAGAUGAGUCUGCCAAAAAGGACGAGAAGAGAGAUGCCAAAUCCAAGGAGGACAAGAAAAAGGAGUCAUCUAAACCAGAGCUGAGAAAAAUAGCAAAACCGGACUUGAAACCUCUGACGCCAGAAGUCCGAAAGACAUUGCACAAAGCUAAAGUAUCCAGUAAGACAAAACCUGUAAAAACAAAACCAGCCAAGACCGAAUCAAAGCCAGAGGAACCAAAAACUGAAGAAAAAGACAAACCUAGAGAAACCAUUCAAGAUGAGCCAACACAUAAUGGAACUUCCUUCUCUCAAGACCUCACCGAGGACAUUGAAGUGACCAAAGCUGGAGAUGAUCUCGCAGCACCAUCAUGCCAAGAUGAAGUUGCUUUGAAAACAAAAGCUCAAAGCUUAACCCAAGAGAAACCAGAAGCACCAGAAAAUGUACCUCUACCCGCUACAGAAUCUCCUGGAAAGGAAGAACCGCUGCCCGUGACACCUGCUGACGAUGCAAAAUUUGACGACCAGAAAGAAUUGGAAGAGACCCAAAUGUAUGAGGAUGAAGGCGCUGCGUCUCAAGAUGAGGAGGAGGAUGAAGAAGAAGAGGCUCCAACUGCUGAGGCAAGGACAGAUGAUGAGGAGGAGGAAGAGGAGGAUAUGGGUAUUGGAGAAGAGGAAGAUGAAUUGGAGGGAAAACACGAAACUCAAGAAAUGGAGAAAGCAGACACUCUUAAGUCGGCAAAGGUUGACACACAGGAGGAAGAAGAUGAAGAGGAUGAAGAUGAGCCAGUGGAGAAAGCUGAACUGGAGGAAGUGGAAGAUUUAGACGUAAUAGCGGAUGAAGAGAUCACCGGUGAAGAUGUAGCAGAAGAACCAGUCGUCGGUGAGAGCAAAACCGACCCCUUGACAAGAGCCGUAUGUGACGAUGAAGAAGACGAAGAGGGCUACCUUUCACAUGUGGGAGGGACCACAGCGCCUAUUAGCACAGUAGCUCCAGGAGCAGUCGCUAUAGAAUCCAUCUCCUACAUCCAAGAUGAGACCAUUCCAGGCUAUUCGGAAACCGAACAAACCAUCUCUGAUGAGGAGAUCCACGAGGAAGCAGAGGAGAGGAUACCACACCUUCAGUAUGACGUUGGUGCCCAUGAUGUCUCAGUUCCAGAUCAGACUGGAUCAUUUGUUAACAUUCACGGCAUAAAAGAAAUGCAGGCCUCGGCCGUUCCGACAAAAGGUUUUAUGCCUGGGGUGCAGGAGCAACUGUCAAUGUACACCAACAUUUUUACUGCUCCUCUUGCGGAAGAAGAGCACGUGUCCUCUGCAACUUCCAUAACAGAGUACGAUAAAAUGUCCUCUCUCCCCACUUCUCUUGCUGACGACCAGUCUGCAGCGUCAACUGUAGCGUUCGAAGAGCCAGCUAAACCAAGAAUGAGCACCGAGCAACUUCUCUCAUCGGGAACCCUUUCACCUUCAUCUCUUGAAGACAAGUCUCCUUCCGCUGACUUACAGCUUCCUCUUGAAGAUACAAAGAUAACUGUCAAGGUUCCAGAUUCCCAUGAUGAUGAUGAGGAGGAGGAAGACGAGGAAGAUCAGACUCCCAAUGUUGAUAUCUCUCUUGAAAAACUCCAAGAGGGCUAUGCCUCAACCCAAAUAACAAAGAACCAAGACAAAGAUGUUGAAAAGCUGCCUGGCUCUGCAGCUCCCGGUUCCAAGUCAAUAGGAGAGGACAAACCAAUCCACUUUCCAGUUGAAGAGGAGAAUAUUGACGUGGUAGCAUCCAAAGUGGUUUCAUCAGUUGUGCCUACAAGACCUCUCGGCUCAGACUCUGUUACCUCAGAGAGUGAGGAACGUUGCUACAGUCCAGAUGAUAUCACUGUAAAAAUGGCCUCCCCGACACAAUCGGGACCACCGAGUGCAACUCAUUCCCCCCUUAGACAUUCACCACUGGGAGCAUUCCCUGAGUUGGAGCCCCCCAAACUCGCAACCUUACCUGACGACCAAACCAGACAAGAAAAAGUGGAGGAGCCAAAAGACAAAAAGAUAGAAGACAAACCACUUGACAAGGAUGUACCUGUCAAAAAACCAGAAGAACCUGUGUCAGAACGUCAUUCUCCAAUCUCCUAUAGACAAAGCGAUGAAGAACAUGGUAAAGCCACGGAACAACUUCUUGACAAUGAUGACAACAACAACAAAGGCACUAUAGAUGAUACGUCUGUAGAAAAGACAGAACAAGAAGAUAUUGUUUCCCAGUUAGAAAAAAUGGAGGAUGAACAGAAACGUAGUUCUGCUCUCCAGAAAGAUGCUUGUGCUGUUUCAACGACUGAAGUUGAAAAAGCAGCUAAAGAUGCCGAUACUUAUGAUGUUAAACCUACAAAUAAAGAAGCAUUUGACGACGCCAAAAAAGAUGAUUUGAAGGAGUUGCAAAAAGAACCCAUUCCUUUAGCCAAAUCAUCUGCUUUUGAGGACACACAUGUCAAACAUGAAGACCACGACCUAAAGACCACAGAAGACGUCAAGAAGACAGAUACUCUUGUGACUGAGGAAGAUAAGACAAAACCCGAGGAAAAGCAGAUUAAAAGUUCUCACAGCACAGAUUCAAAGGAUGAUACUUCCAUUAAAAAGCCUUUUGAGGAAGAGAAGCAGGAGAAGAAUGGAAAAGAUGAAAAAGUGGAUGAACUAAACAAAGACGACAAAGUAGAAACCACGCUCAUCACAGACAAGCGGACUGAAAAAGACGAAACAAAUACAGCCUUGACUGAAAUCACUAACAAAGACAUCGUUUGCGCGGCUGUUGCACACAUCACAGCAGAAGAUAAUAAUAAUGAAAUGAAAUCUGCCAUGCUAGCAAGCUCUGAACAACAAUUUACAGACAAAUCUGUCAAAGAAGAGGACAAGGCAGAGGGUGUUUAUACUGCUGGCAUACCAACUGAUGUGGACAUAACGAGCAAACAUGAAAUUUAUGCUGUUAAAGAAGACGAAAAAGCUGUUGGCAAAGAAGACACCAUCACCGACAAACCAUCCAAGAAGGAAGACAUAUCAAUUGUGGAUCAAAGUGUUGCUAUGAAAUUUAUGCAAGAAACACGGAAAGAUGAAGUCGCUGUCAAACCCACUGAAGAAGAAUACAAAGACUACAUUGAAGUAAAACAAGAUGAAGAAGUAGAUAAGGCUAUUUCAGAAGAAAAACUUAAAAAGGACGACAUGAAAGACACACAAAAAGAAGAAGCUUAUGAUAAGGAUGAACAUUCUGAUGUGGUACCAAAAAAAGAGGAAAUGCAAAAAGAUGUUGACGUUUCCUUGACCUUAACACUAAAAGACGAAAAGAAGGAUGUUAAUAAGAAAGAUGUUGAAGAGCAAAAAGUACCAGUGUCAGAGGAGGGAAAAUACGAAGAUGAUCAAAAACAGAAGGAAAUCCAAUCUGAAGGUCUCAGUGGGACAACAAUGAAAGAUGCGGUUAAGCAGCUCCAUAGCAAAGAUGAAGCUAUUGAAGAUAGCAAGAAAGAGCUCACAGUGGAUUCAAGUGGAGAGGAACAUGAGACCAAAACUGAACCAUACAACACACAAGAACUUCUAAAGGAUAUGGAUGUAAAAGAGGUGGACCAACCCCUAACCAAGGGCAUGGAAGAGAAGGCUAAAGAGGAGAUACCUGGAAAAGACAUCUCUGUCACAUUGACUUCAGCUCCAAAAGUUGAGGUGCUAGAGAAAAAGCAGCAGGCAUCCCCAUCAGAUGAAGACCAACAGGCGAUUCGAGCCGAAAACAAGCAAGAAACAGAACCUAAGGGAGGAGCGACGGCCGUUAUUAGUUCCGACGUAAAGAUGGAAAAAGAAAAAGAUGAUGCAGAUGUUGCCGAAUUAAGUAAGGAACAAAAGAUGGGAAAGGAGCAGGAGAAAGAGGCAACCUGUGAGACGGAAGAUCUGUGGGAGCAAAACACCAAAUCGGAAGAGGUGAAAAUCCCGUCUGAUUUGAAGGCAAAAGACGUCAGCGAGAAAGAGACUGCUUAUGCUCAACAUGCCAAAGAAGAGAAAUGGGAGCGAGAGGAGUUACAAGAGGACCUCGACAAAACCACGAAGCAAUCCACGCAGGCAACAUUUGGAGAAGAAGCAGCAUUGGGUUCCCAUUCAGACUACAAGCCUACCUUCACCGUUCAGUCUUCGGACGAAGAACAAGAUGAUGAGGAGGAGGAAGAGUAUAUAUGUAUGGGUUCCAGACCUUUGUCUGUCGAGCCAAGAAAAUCUGAACUUGACCUUUGCUCUGCAGACCAAAUAUCUCCAUCAAGCGCUCAAACUACUGAAGCCAUGCCUAGGCAGACCGUAAUAGUCAUUCCAACACUUACAAUGCAGGAACCGUCACUAGAUGAAGACAUUAAAGAUGUUUUAACAGAAGAAUGCAGUCUUUCCUCUGAUUCUGCAAAACCUGAAACUGCUCCUCAAGUGAUCGCCCACUCUGAAACGUGUUCAGCUGCAGAAACAUUAGGAGGGGAGUCAACUUCUCUUCAAAAACAAGAGCCAUUCCCUGAUGUAUCAUUUUCUAAGACAGAACAAGAGUCCAGCUUAAGUACAGAGAGCCAGUCCAAAGUCCAAUCUCAAACAAGUCCUGGGGCAGUUGUUAAGCUGGAGCAAGAGGAAAAGCCCGGCAAAGAGGCAGAGCGUGAGAUGGAAAGAGAGCGGGAGGCAGCUUCCCCAGGAUUUUCACAGCCUUGUUCAUACUUUCUAUUGGACAAAGACUCUGAUGACAGCGGCCCGACUGAUGCCUUGAAAUCAGAUGAUGCAGAGAAGGGGAGCACUAAAAAGGAAAUACAAAAUGAAAGCAAAUCUAUUACUGCAUCCAAGUACGAUCCAUAUGAGAAGCCCAUCCCAGAAGAUCCCACCAUUCAAGAGGAGACUGAUAUUUUCACACGAGGUCACACUUCUGAUAUCAGCAUGGAUGAUAACAGGAGAACAAGCCAAACAGGGUCAGUCAUGUUCCAACAAGAUGAUCAAGUCAAAGAAGAACCAAUGUCCUUAAGUAGAGUUGACUACAGCCCACAGAGUGAAAGCCACCUUAGUGCCUCAACGGAGCAGGAAGACAGAGAAAAAGGGCAAGAAGAAGAAUGGGAAAGAGAAGAAAGAGUAGACACCAAUAUGCGAGACAAUAAAACUUCUCAAGAUUCUUAUAGUCCUAAAGAGGACAAACCAGAAAAAUCGGAGAAAGAGAAAGAGGAUAUGAUGGAAGGAACUUCAAGAGUAAGUGACCAAGUGUCUACUAGUGUGGUUCUUCAAUCCCCAGGGUCCCCAUCCAUACAAGAAUCCUGGAGCCGAUCAGAACUCAGCGCCCCAUCUACGCAAAAGGACACUGCUAAGAAAGAAACAGAAGGUUCUACAUCUGGUCGACACUCGCCAUCAGAAAAAGACAUUUUAUCUCAAGCUGCUUCAUCUUCUGAAAGGGAAGAGCAAAUAAGUAAACAGAGUGCUGGCUCGGCUUCCUCAUUUUUAGAACAUAAAGUAGAUGACAACAUUCUUGCCUCAGACAGUAAUCGAUCCAUGUCGGACCUUCCCGGAGCCAAAGAACAGCAGGUCGAUGUACGCUUACUCGUAGAGGUUGAAGAUUUCAAUGUUGAUGAUGACGAAGAAGAUGAAAAUGAUGAGGAAGACGAUGACUCCAGUGAUGUUGACAUUGAAAAAGGUGCCAGAGAGCAAUCUGAAAAAGAAGCAUGUGGCCGUAGUCCUGAUGAGAAUACAUCACCCUCAGAGGACUCGAACAAAACCUCUCCUGAAGGGAACUUCCAAAAGGACGAGAUGACCUCUAAAGUCACACCUUAUGUUGCCUCCGAGUCGUAUGAAGAUAACGCAAGUAAAAUAUUACCAUCUGCCAACAAAACACACCUUGAGAAGGAACUGGUUUAUGGAGCUGAAACAACUGGUAGUAUGACCCAACCUCACGACACCAAAAGUGAAGGCAAAACAACUCCAUCACCAGGUAAAAGUGAUGUCAAACUAGACAACAUCUGCUUGGCUACACCAUAUGAACCAAAACCUCUUGAAACAAAGGAAGAGAAAACAUGCUUAUCCCCUGAGCAAGCAAUGCAAAGAAGGCUAUCGAUUGCUGAGGAUGUUUCUUCCUUUGAGGUCCAACAGUCAAAGGAUAGAGACAAAGAAACAAUCUCACCAGAACCAGAAGACUGUAGUCAGUCUCCACCCACAAGCAGCUCAACCUCAGUAGCACCAUCUGACCAACAAACGUCCCUAUCGACUACUUCCCUUGGUCUCUUUGGAACCUAUGCCGAUAUUGGACUCGGUGGAUCUGUAGGAUACACUGAAGUCAGUCAAGUGGAUUCAAAAGAUCAUCAGCUCGAUAGCCAAUCAAAUACAUGCCGACGAGUAACGUUAAGCGAAGAUCAAUAUUACCACAGAGACACCCAAGAGCAACGCUCAGAUCUUGCUACAAAACAGGAGGAGCAGGUUCUCUCAUCACCUUCAGCCAGUUAUGCAUCACCCUUUGCAACAUUUACUCAACAAUUAGAAGACACUGCUCAAAGGUUUGUGAGUAUAUCGAGCAGUUUAGCCCAGCAUGUGCCAUCUUUAAGUAGCGGGUCUGUAGGCUCAACCUCUGGUGGCCUUCAAAGAGACGAGUACAUGGAGGUGAUGACGAAACCUACAAAAGAGCCUGAAGAGACCAAACCGUCAAGUACUGAGCCUUCCAAAGUGGCCGACAUUUCUUCCACAUCAGAAGCUAGUUUUGAUGUCUUUCAACAAAGGGCUGAACCCACUGACAGGGGUCUCCAAGGAACUGCAGUAGAGCUCGCAUGUGACUUAAAAUGUCAAAAAGUAACUGAAGAAAAAGACACUUUUUCAGUACUAACACAGUCACAUUUGACAGAAAAUAAUUCAAACGCCUCAGACACAAAGACUAUCACGACUGUUGAGUCUUUACCAGAAGUGGUGACGCAAACAGCUCAUCACGCUGCCUCAGUCACUUCAGAAAGUGCAAGUGGUGCUAUAAACACUUCAUGUGCCGUCUCAGACGAGAAGGAAAAGCAGCAAAAAGUGAAAACCGCAUUGGAUGAAAAGGAGAUGAUAAUCCACACUGAAGUGCAACUGGAAAAAGGAAAAACAGACACUGCAAAAGGACAAAUGGAAGCAAAGUCUCUGGACGAAAACAUGUGCAAAGACAGCACUGAUAAGAUAAAGGCUUCAGCUGAGAUGAGUGAUAAAGUAGAUGUCGAGAAAGAAGUAGAAGCCGACAGCUCAGAGGACAAUGAAAGCUUUUUGGACAAGCCACCAGAGAGAUUAGAAGCAAGGCGAAAAAGUAGUAUAUCUGAUUGGGAGCUAGUACAGAAGCCUGAUGACUUCCCAAGUGCCCCUCCACCAGGUUACGGUAACCAAGAGGAGGAAGCCUUCGAAUGGAUGGCGAGCAUCCACGGUGCCUCCUCAAAAGCAACCUCACUCACUGGAGCGUCGAGCAAAGCAAUAACUGACCGUCCAUCGGACUUGAACACCAUAACCACCUCUGCGGACUCUUAUGAUUACAAACAGCGUAAAGGAGAACUUUCUCCUUCCUUCAUUAACCCUAGUCCAUAUCAGUUUUCUGGUGACGAGUUUGAAGAGGAUGACCGAAGUGACUGCUCCCAGGAGGGAGGCGAUGCAGCUCAUGAGAAAAAAUCGGCGAAAAGGAAGUCACACAAGCAGAGGCGACACCACGGAGACCAGUUGUCCGGCGCCGUCUCAUCAGGAACCGAGGAGUGUCCGUCCAUUACCGCGGAAGGUAACCUGGAUUCAGAUGAAGAUGGUGAGCAUCUGCCUACGGACAAGUUAUCUACCUCGGGUGCCGCCGGCGGCCGACGUCCUUCGUCGCCGAGGGCAGCUCAACGGACGCAAGAUCCUCCGCCCACCUCCGUGAAAGACCCUCCUCCACAACCUCCUCAUCCUGAUGCGUGCAUGGUGGAUCCAGAGACCCUUAUUCAGGACAUCAGUGGCACAGACAAACUUCUCAAGAAGGACCACAAGGCCACCAAGGGCCUCAGAAAAGCCAAACCUAAGUCGGCUUCUCCUGCUCGGAAGGGUGAAGCCAAGAAGAGGUCUGCGACACCUGUGAAGCAAGCCCACAAGGACUCUGCCUCACCCCGAUCAGCCUCCCUCAAGAGGAAGGACCUGGAGAGGAGUUCCAGGCUUGUGAAGAUGUCCGAAAACCAAGGUUCACGGAGUGAUAUCCUAAAUCCCGGGAAAGGCCUGGUUAAUGGAUUAAAGAGCAGUUCAGGAAACAACCCCCAGAAAGCACCUUCAUCCGUUCCGCCAGGGCCACCCGUCUACGUGGACCUGGCUUACGUGCCCAACCACUGCAGUGCCAAGAACGUAGACCAGGAGUUCUUCAAGCGGGUGCGGGCGGCGUACUACGUCGUGAGCGGGAACGACCCGAGCAGUGGAGAGCCGAGUCGUGGAGUUCUGGAUGCCCUGCUGGAAGGCAAAGCUCAGUGGGGCUCCAACCUUCAGGUGACCCUGAUCCCGACCCACGACACGGAAGUGACCCGCGAGUGGUACCAGCGCACCCACGAGAGGCAGCAGGACCUCAACGUCAUGGUUCUGGCCUCCAGCAGCACCGUGGUCAUGCAGGAUGAGUCAUUCCCCGCCUGCAAGAUCGAGUUUUGACUUGUGUGCCGUCUCCUUAACAAUCUGCUGCAAGUAUUCAGCAAAGCGUUUAAGCGACACUAUUCAUUUGACCUUUUUCAAAAUGAUAAUGACCGUAGUCAUAAUUUCGUGUAGGUGAAUUCAUUUUUCCUUUUCUCAGCAAUCUGAAAUAAUGGUGCAGAUGUCCCUAAUUUGCCUCACAGCUUCUCUUUAAUCAUUUCAUCUUUUUGGUGGUUUUAGUAUUCUUUCCGUACUUUUUAUUCUGAUGCUCCUUUGUAAUAAUUUGACAUAAUUUAUUUCAAUGUUAUUUGUAUGAUAGUUUUCAAUUACAAAAUGUUCAUUUUAGAUUUCAAACCGUUAUGAUUUCAUUUGUAUUUUCAUGUAACUGUGCAGCAUUUCUGCACUAACAAAUAACACGAAUGUUUCUCGUUUUGACACGAACAACACUAAUGUAGCAGCAAACGGACAAGACCAAACAUAAAAAAUACAAACGUAAAACUGUCAGUCAGUCGAGAAGUGUGACGACUCGUGUUCAAAUAGUAAAAAAACAAAAUUGAAUGUGUUGACAUUCAUAGCAAUGCACUUUUUUUUCCCCAAGAAGGAAGUGGGAGGGGUUUAGUCGUUAGUAUCGAAGCACAGUGAUGACCUCAAUGACCGCAAACACAUAUUGUAAUAUGUAAAUAUUGAGAAUUAUAAGAACUAUUUAUAAAUGAGCAUGAAUGAAUGUUUGGGACGACAUUUGCAGGAAUGUGUUAUUUUCUAGUUUUAAAAUAUUGCAUGCUUGAGGCGGAUAGUAGCUGAGAAUGUCGUACAGGUCAUGACUUUUCUUGUAAUCGCACUAAACGUUUGCUGGGGCCAAUGAUUCCGUUUGUCGUUUUAAUGCUAAUUCUGUUUACCGCUAACACGUACGAGGCAUUCCAGGAAAUUGGCAAGUAGCGAAUCGUGAGCAGAUAGCGAAGUUGCUUCAGUCGUUACAAUGUUUUAGGAAAACGUUUUGUUAACAGUGAAAAAUGACUAACUAAUUACGCUUAACAGGAUAACGAAACAUCCCACUCCAGACGUCGACUGUAAACAAAAACUACUGUAUUCUUGUCAACAAACAUUCUGACUUACGCUUUUUAACCUUAAAUUCAUAGAAAAUGUAUUUUCAUAACUUUCCAAUUCCUUUCUAACAACACUACAGCAUUGUAGUUUUUUGGGGAAAUAUUUCAAAUGUUAUUCUCAUAACCUUUCGUUGAGAUAAGGACUGAAUAACUUUAUUGUUUUAGCUAGAGUUGUCCGAUAAUGACUUUUUAACCGAUAUCCCAAUGUUGCCCAACUCCACCAAUAUCAAAACGAUACAUACGGUCGUUAGGUGGAUUUUGACUUUUAUGGCAGAGGGGGGCAAAACAUUUUGAUGACCCCGAAACGCAGUUUCAGCAAUAAAAUUUAAUUUACAAGCUACAGUCCUUGACAAAAGUCUUGUCGCUUACCCAAUUUUGUAGAAACAAUUGCUAAUAACUAGGGUUGUUCCGAUCAUGUUUUUUUGCUCCCGAUCCGAUCCGGAUCGUUUUAGUUUGAGUAUCUGCCGAUCCCGAUAUCUUUUAAUAUUUUAUAAUGUACGAAUUGUAGCAUUAAAACACUAUGCUUCCAAAGAUUAUUCCAACGCAACAUUUUCAUUUGUUUCCCAUUGUAACCUUACGUAUCUUAUUCUCGUAACAAAUAUGUCAUAAUACGACCAUUUUUUUGUUAACUAUAUUUUUUAUUGUAGUUUUUCUCCAAACUUUGGAAUUUCUGUUAUAAUAUUCACAAGUAGACUAAUUCUCUAAACAGUUUUCGUAAUAUUAAAUUGGUACGCAAAGAUUUGCCUCAAAACAUUACAGUGUCGUCCGUGCGAUAAUCAUGUGUAAUAAUCUCGAUACUUCAAAAUUACUUGAUAAUCUUAGGAAUUUUACCCUGAAAAUGAAAAAACUAAUUAUCCGACAAUUCCAGACAGUUGAUAUCUGACGAUUCUUCAAACGUUUUAACCGAUUUUUGCCUUAAUGUCACGACUCCCGAUAUUUUUCAAAACAUUACAAUGCAAUCCUCGUGAUAAUCUCGUGUAAUAUAUUUUUUCUCUCCAACCAGUAUCUGACGAUUUUAAAACUAGAGUUAACACAUAAUGACUUUUUAACCAAUGACCGAUAUCUUGAUGUUGCUGAACUCCAAAAAUCCGAUACUGAUAUCAAACCGAUACCGAUAUAUGCAGUCGUAGACUUGCUCACAUAACGUAUCCCUAGCGUCUUAGUUUGGAGACAUCUAAUGGUCAAUAAGCAUAAUUGCCGUGCUAAGCUGUGACAAGCCCUUGUACAAAGGCAGAUGGCUUAAACAUUAGCUUUGAAGGCAACGUGCAUAUUGGCCCAAAACCGAUAAUGGAAAAUCAUCUUAAAAUGCUUAUAUGGACAGAUAUUAUCGGACAACUCUACUUAGAACGUUAAUUUCAUCGAUUUUUCUUGUAAUGUUUUAUAACGUAAAACCACAGAAUCGUAAUACGUUUUUUUUUCUUAAAAAAGGACUUUAUCCCUGUAGCAAUACUUUCUCGUGGCGACGUAGUUAUUUUCACGGCAGGGCCGAGAACUAAAAGUGGUACUUGGUAUGUGGCAAAAUUGAUUUUGCCAUGCGGCCUUUUUUGGGUAUUGGCAAAAUGGAUUUUCGCAUGUGCCAUUUUUUCGGGGAUGUGGCGUUUUUUUUUUGGUAUGUGGCAAAAUUGAUUUUGACACAUGCCAUUUUUUUGGUAUGUGGCCAAAUGGAUUUUGCCAUGUGGCAUUUUUUUGGCGUGUGGCAUUUUUAUAUGGUAUGUGGCUUUUUUUAUGUUAUAUAGCAUUUUUUGCAGGCCAUGCACGUCCAUGCCAAUGACGGCUAUGCACGUCCAAAUUUUCCAUUCAUUUUAAACGGCAGAAAAACAUCCUUUUUGCCACACACCAAAAAUAAUGCCACAUGGCAAAAUCAAUUUUGCCACAUACCAAAUACCACUUUUCGUUCUCGCUGUCUCUCCAUUUUCAUUGCAUUUGAAACUUUAAAACAAUGACAAAUUGUAAGAAAACUUCUGUCAUCUUUAACGUUUCGUUGCGGGUAUGAAAUUCCCAGUUUUCCGGAAUGCGCUCGCAAGAAAAUUUCCCUUUUUCUACCGUCACAAAAACGACUUUCUCGACAACGCCUCAAAGUUCUGAAUGAGACCAUUUCGUAGGUAUUCCGGUGCGACUUUUCAAGGCAUCGGUAGAACGCUGUGAGACAUAAAAAGUAUUUUUCUGAAUGUACAUGCGUCGACAAACAACUCAAAACGUGGAUUUAACGGGAACACAAACCUUUGGACGUAACGCCGGAACACAACCAGUGGCGGCCGGCCACGGCUGCGACUAUUCUCCUGAAUAUGACUUGAAAACAAGUCAAAAUGGUCAAACACGACAAGAAUGUACCACACACGUGCACACAAACCGCUUUGUACAUAUCUCUAAACGUAACGUUACGCUUCUACAGUGAUUCCGACCCUCCGAGAGAACGUCAUCUAAUCCUCUUGCAUGUGACUUAUUUCGUUAUAACCCUGAAUGUAAUUGUUUAACAGGAAGUACCGCUAAUGCUAAAUCCGAAUGACGAUUUCAGGCGUGCUUGUUUGUUUGUCGUUAUCGAGAUGCUGUACAGCGCUAACUCAUGUUUGACGCUCUCUCUCUCUCUCUUUCCCUUCCUGGAAAUGUAUAUCGACUUUCUUCUUCUCUGGCGCAAAUAUGUCAACUGUUUCAACUAUUGCUGUCUCUCUCUGGUCAAGUAGAAGUGCUGCAUACGCAUUCAAUGUAAAAGGGAAACAGCCCGGUGAUCAUCAAUUAAAGUACGCUCA